Messenger RNA from Manihot esculenta (cassava), 2121 nucleotides. Its product is annotated as probable terpene synthase 9. The transcript has 7 exons. Gene Ontology annotation, molecular function: magnesium ion binding; terpene synthase activity. The record is from RefSeq and is a predicted model, not a curated record. Lineage: Eukaryota; Viridiplantae; Streptophyta; Magnoliopsida; Malpighiales; Euphorbiaceae. The coding region runs from base 102 to 1886 and encodes 594 amino acids. Gene Ontology annotation, biological process: diterpenoid biosynthetic process.
UUGCGUUCUCGUUGGUUUGAUUCAAACAUGUACAACUUUCUUUUCCUAUAAGUUUUAGAGAACUUAGAUGAUUAUUUCAUUCGUUUCUAAAGCUUCGAAAAAUGGAGCUAGUUCUGUCUCCCUUAUCUCCUGUCAAUCUCCCUGAUAAGAAUUUCCUGUUUCCAUCUUGGAAUCCGACAAGAAAUACAGAAAGGAGAAAUACAACACCAUAUUCCUCCAGAUUUCCUAGUUCCUUCUCAAUUUCUUCCAAAUCCAAUAACGUUUUGCAAGUUAAUAAGCAAAGACGAUCUGCAGAUUAUCAUCCAAGCAUUUGGGACCGCAAAGCCAUCGAGUCCUUAAACACUCCCUUUACAUAUGAUAGUCAUGGCACUCGGCUGGAGGAGUUGAAGCGUGAGGUUAGAAGCUUAGCAGCUUCCACUAAAGACCCCUUUGCUCAACUGAAGUUGAUGGAGUCAAUGCAGCGACUGGGAGUUUCUUACCAUUUCCAAGAAGAGAUAAGAGAGACCUUGAAUCUUCUUGUUUCUGAAAUAGAUUCUAAAAGUGCAGAUCUUUACACAACGUCUUUGCAUUUUAGGCUUCUGCGGGAACAUGCUUUCCCAGUCUCCUCAGAUGUGUUCGACAAGUUCAGAGACAACAAUGGAAAGUUCAAGGAAAAUUUAGUUGGAGAUGUGCAAGGCCUUUUGAGUUUGUACAAUGCUUCAUACCUUGGAAUUGAUGGAGAAGAAGCUUUAGAAGAAGCCAAAAGCUUUAGUAUUAAGCAUCUCAAGUUAUGGUUGAGGAAUUUAAAGGGCAAUAAUGCUAUUCUAGCAAGCCACGUGCAGCAAGCAUUGGAUGUUCCUCUCCAUUGGAGGAUGCCUAGGAUUGAAGCUCGCAAUUUCAUUGAUAUCUACCAAACCAAUCAAGCAAAAAAUUUGGCUUUGUUAGAGCUAGCAAAGUUGGAUUAUAAUCUAGUGCAGUCGGUGUAUCAAACGGAGCUAAAAGAGCUUGCAAAAUGGUGGACUUCAUUGGGAUUCAAGGAGAAGCUUCAGUUUUCAAGAGAUCGAUUAAUGGAGAAUUAUUUAUGGGCCAUGGGGAUGAUAUAUGAGCCUACGUUCUCCAAAUGUAGGAUUGGCCUCACAAAAUUCGUAUGCAUUUUAAGUGCAAUUGAUGAUAUGUAUGAUAUAUAUGGAUCGUUAGAUGAGCUUCAACUCUUUACUCAUGCUGUAAAUAGAUGGGACACUAAGAGCAUGGAGGAACUUCCAGAGUACAUGAAGCUAUGCUAUUUUGCUAUGCUUAAUUUUGGUAAUGAAUUGGCUUAUGAUGUCCUAAAAGAAGAAGGUUUGGAUGUUCUAUCUAAUAUUAAGGAUGAGUGGAUAAAACUCUGCGGAGCAUACUUAGUAGAAGCAGACUGGUUUGCCAAAAGACACAUACCAACUUUAGAAGAGUACAUAGAAAAUGCAUGGAUCUCUGUAGGAGGUCAUGAGGCUAUUGUCCAUGCUUCCAUUUUGCUGGGGCAGACGUCAUCCAGUAAUUCAUUGGAUUGUUUGAAGCAUAGAUUCAAGCUAAUCUAUUGGUCAUCACUCAUCACUCGACUCAGUGAUGAUUUGGGAACUUUCACAGAAGAGAGCAAGAGAGGUGAUGUGGCAAAAUCCAUCCAGUGCUACAUGAUUGAAAAAGAAAAAUCUGAAGAAGAAGCAAAAGUACAUAUAAAGAGUUUGAUAAGUAAUGCUUGGAAGGAACUGAACAAAGAGAGUAUGAAGUCUUCCAUUUCAAAUUCCGUUAUAAAACUCUCAUUAAAUAUGGCUCGAACUGCUCAAUUCAUAUUUCAACAUGGAGAUGGCAUCGGCACAUCAAAAAAAGUGACUAGAGAUCGCUUAAUCUCUUUAAUCGUUCAGCCCGUUCGAUAAUUUAAUUAAUUAUAUCAAUUAAUAAGUAUAAUAUGUCAGUUAAUUGUGUUUUGUUAGAUGAUUUAUCGUCUUUUGGCAUUUUGAUUCAAGAUUGUAAACUGCUUCUAUGUAGUUAUGAGGAAGCAAAGUGUGUUUUUGUUCAUAGAUCUGCGAAUGAUGUCGCUCAUGUUCUAGCAACAUCGACUCAUUCUGAGUCAGGUCAAGGAGUUUGGAUUGAUAUCCCUCCUCCUCACAU